AUGCAAGCCCAGCCGCACCACCCCCGCCUGAAUACCUACCGCUCCCCGAAGCAACGCGUGCUCGGGAACCCCGCCGCCCAGGUCGCGCCUGCGUGGCGGCCGAACGCGCGCAUCGCGUCCGGGUCCGCCCUCGAGAGCAGGAUCCUGCUCAGCCGGCUGCCCCCAGACGUGAACGAGCAGGAAGUCGAAAUGCUAUUCUCGAAGACUGUCGGGCCCGUGAAGGAGGUAGUGAUCGUGUACAACUCCCAAGCACGGUCGAGGGGCAUGGCCAUCGUGACCUUCACCCGGCCGGACGACGCGGUGCUCGCUCGGUCGAAGUACAACGGGAAGAUCGUGGACGGACGGAGGCCAAUCAAGAUCGAAAUCGUCCGGGAUGACAACGGCCCUAGUGGCACUGUGAGCGCACCCGCCGCUCCUCCGCCCGUCCCCACUCUCCUCUCCCGCAUUUCUCCUGCGCAACCCAACGGAGUCGCUGCUGUCCCGCAGGCAAACGGUCGCCAGAACGGCCGCCAGAACAAAGGGGCGCCGACAAACCAGCAGCAGCCAGCUCAGCGGCAGCCGGCUCAGCAGCAGGAGGAGACGAGGGUCCGGUUACGUACGAAGAAGGGCCCUCGGCGGCUCAACAAGCAGAACGUGCAACUGCAGGGGAAGCGGGCGCGGCCGAAGCGCAAGACGGCGGAGGAGCUCGACGCGGAGAUGGACAACUACCGGGCGCAGGACAACGCGGUCGCCGGCUGA
Molecule: messenger RNA, 738 nt
Organism: Epithele typhae
Lineage: Eukaryota; Fungi; Basidiomycota; Agaricomycetes; Polyporales; Epitheliaceae
Product: RNA-binding domain-containing protein
Exons: 4
Coding region: 1-738 (245 amino acids)
Biological process (GO): mRNA export from nucleus
Cellular component (GO): nucleus
Molecular function (GO): mRNA binding
Source: RefSeq, a predicted model, not a curated record